AUGGGUGCAGCCCCUCGGGAAGCAAAUGGGCAGCGGCAUUCUCGCCUGUGGUGGCAAAAACCCAGAAACAACCGACAACUCCUCAGCUCGAAACGGAUUCAUAAGCUGCGGGGCAUCCCCGCCGGGGCCCCAGGUGAGAUGCGGGGACCAGCGAGACGGCGGCCGACAGAUGAGCACAAACGUGUGGCGCUGACGAGGACCUGCAGGGCUGGAGGGUUACGACGCGCGGGACUCACGGAGGCCGCGGUGCAUCCUGCACACGUGAGACCACCCGCGGGGCCGCUCGUCUCGGGGCCUUUGCUCUCGCUGCACCGGGCUGUGCGCGGGCUCUCGGGUCGGGACGUGUUUUGGGAUUUACGCUGCAGGAUCGACAGUGGCCGGGACAGGAAGAUGGAAACAAACAAACACAACACGCCCGGAGGUGAAGAAAAAAUAAAAGCGCCUAAAGGUCAAAGAAGAUGUCCGUCCCGUGGCGAGGGACCCCUCAGCCCCACACACCACUCAGUCCCAGCCGGCCACCGCGGCGCUCCUCCAUGCUUGCUCCCGGACCUGCUUUCUAAGCCGGGGUGUGCGUGGGGAGGGGAGACAGCAGGGGUCCCAAGAGCCCUUGGAGACUCCCCAGCAGGAGGUGGGCCGCAGACCCCUCCUCGCCUGGAGCCAGGUGCGAGGCCAGACGCUCCCUCACGGGAGCACAGGCAGGUGUGUGUGCACCCGUGUGACACCGCAGGCCGCGCCGGGAGGCCCCUCCGAGGACGCCGUGGAGGUGACGCCCCCCCACAGCUGUGCUGGGGACCCCACAUUCGACAGCACCACCUCGGGGUGCCUGUCCGCACGUGGCCGGAGGACACUGGCCUGGGGAGCUGGGCAGGUCUGCCCUUCCAGGCCUCGUGGGGGGCUCCUUGGGGCUUCAGAAGCACGGCCCCUCGGACAGGCUGUGGCCCCCAGGACAGCCCUGGCUGCGGUCACUCGUGGCCUCGAAGCACACGCACCCCAGCAGGCUCCGUCCCCGGCGCCCCACGUGCAGAGGCUCUGUCCAGGACCCGGGAUCGGAGUUUCCAUCGGAGGCUCUGCCCUCCGAAGGGACAGGUGACACGUGGCCUUCCCUGGGCCUGGGACGGGGUCCGAGGGUGAGGGCAGCCAGUGCCCCUCAAGGCCUUCUACACGCGGGUGCCGCCCCCUCCACUGCUCAGGCCUCGAGGACAGACCUGGGGGUGCUGGGGGUGGGGACACGGUGGGCCGCACGUCUGUC
Messenger RNA from Choloepus didactylus (southern two-toed sloth), 1249 nucleotides. RefSeq lists its product as uncharacterized. The record is from RefSeq and is a predicted model, not a curated record. NCBI's taxonomy places the organism in Eukaryota, Metazoa, Chordata, Mammalia, Pilosa, Megalonychidae. The coding region runs from base 1 to 1131 and encodes 376 amino acids. The transcript has 6 exons.